Molecule: messenger RNA, 570 nt
Organism: Drosophila innubila
Lineage: Eukaryota; Metazoa; Arthropoda; Insecta; Diptera; Drosophilidae
Gene: mRpS18C
Product: 28S ribosomal protein S18c, mitochondrial
Exons: 2
Coding region: 67-510 (147 amino acids)
Biological process (GO): mitochondrial translation
Cellular component (GO): mitochondrial small ribosomal subunit; ribosome
Molecular function (GO): structural constituent of ribosome; small ribosomal subunit rRNA binding
Source: RefSeq, a predicted model, not a curated record
UCGUUGCCAUACUUGAGUUGGAAAGAAGCAUUCGAUUCAACGUAACAGAAUUAAAAACUUAUAAGAAUGCUUAAAAUAACAAAACUGAUUGCUCGAAAUGCAAACGUCGCCAAUUUAACGGGCAGUCGUCACAUGCUUCCACGUUUGUUUGCCAAUGCCGCUGCCGCUGAGGAGGCAAACACAACAACAACAGGAGAAAAUGCCGAUGAACCAAUUGACAUAGCGAAUCCCUUUGAAAAGGAUCCUCAGCAGUGCAUAUUGUGCAAGCACAACAUUACUCCAAACUACAAGAACGUAAAGCUGCUUUCGCAGUUUCAAUCGCCGUAUACAGGUCGCAUUUACGGCCGCCACAUUACCGGGUUAUGCAAGCAGAAGCAGGAGGACGUCGAGCAGGCAAUUCACCGUGCCCAGCACUGUCUGCUGAUGCCCGGAUACCACAAGGAUGUGGAAUUCCUGCACGAUCCCAAGCUCUUCGACCCCGAGAAGCCCGUGCGACCACAUAAAUAUUAGAAAUCUUGUUUAAUUUGCCAUUUGUUUUUACCGCAGUGAAAUACAUUUUACUGCUUCUUA